Molecule: messenger RNA, 2559 nt
Organism: Oncorhynchus gorbuscha (pink salmon)
Lineage: Eukaryota; Metazoa; Chordata; Actinopteri; Salmoniformes; Salmonidae
Product: proline-rich extensin-like protein EPR1
Exons: 4
Coding region: 1-2559 (852 amino acids)
Source: RefSeq, a predicted model, not a curated record
AUGCCAGACUGUGCCUUACCCCUAUCCCAGCACUCCACGCCCCCUAACAGACCCCUACCCCAACACUCCACGCCCCCUAACAGACCCCUACCCCAACACUCCACGCCCCCUAACAGACCCCUAUCCCAGCACUCCACGCCCCCUAACAGACCCCUAUCCCAGCACUCCACGCCCCCUAACAGACCCCUACCCCAACACUCCACGCCCCCUAACAGACCCCUACCCCAACACUCCACGCCCCUAACAGACCCCUAUCCCAACACUCCACGCCCCCUAACAGACCCCUCCACACCCCAACAGACCCCUAUCCCGCACUCCCCCCCUAACAGACCCCUACCCCAACACUCCACGCCCCCUAACAGACCCCUACCCCAACACUCCACGCCCCCUAACAGACCCCUAUCCCAGCACUCCACGCCCCCUAACAGACCCCUAUCCCAGCACUCCACGCCCCCUAACAGACCCCUAUCCCAGCACUCCACGCCCCCUAACAGACCCCUAUCCCAGCACUCCACGCCCCCUAACAGACCCCUAUCCCAGCACUCCACGCCCCCUAACAGACCCUAUCCCAGCACUCCACGCCCCCUAACAGACCCCUAUCCCAGCACUCCACGCCCCCUAACAGACCCCUAUCCCAGCACUCCACGCCCCCUAACAGACCCCUAUCCCAGCACUCCACGCCCCCUAACAGACCCCUAUCCCAGCACUCCACGCCCCCUAACAGACCCCUAUCCCAGCACUCCACGCCCCCUAACAGACCCCUAUCCCAACCCCUAUCCCACGCCCCCUAACAGACCCCUAUCCCAGCACUCCACGCCCCCUAACAGACCCCUAUCCCAACACUCCACGCCCCCUAACAGACCCCUAUCCCAACACUCCACGCCCCCUAACAGACCCCUAUCCCAGCACUCCACGCCCCCUAACAGACCCCUAUCCCAGCACUCCACGCCCCCUAACAGACCCCUAUCCCAGCACUCCACGCCCCCUAACAGACCCCUAUCCCCUCCACGCCCCCUAACAGACCCCUAUCCCAGCACUCCACGCCCCCUAACAGACCCCUAUCCCAGCACUCCACGCCCCCUAACAGACCCCUAUCCCAGCACUCCACGCCCCCUAACAGACCCCUAUCCCAGCACUCCACGCCCCCUAACAGACCCCUAUCCCAGCACUCCACGCCCCCUAACAGACCCCUAUCCCAGCACUCCACGCCCCCUAACAGACCCCUAUCCCAGCACUCCACGCCCCCCUAACAGACCCCUAUCCCAGCACUCCACGCCCCCUAACAGACCCCUAUCCCAGCACUCCACGCCCCCUAACAGACCCCUAUCCCAGCACUCCACGCCCCCUAACAGACCCCUAUCCCAGCACUCCACGCCCCCUAACAGACCCCUAUCCCAGCACUCCACGCCCCCUAACAGACCCCUAUCCCAGCACUCCACGCCCCCUAACAGACCCCUAUCCCAGCACUCCACGCCCCCUAACAGACCCCUAUCCCAGCACUCCACGCCCCCUAACAGACCCCUAUCCCAGCACUCCACGCCCCCUAACAGACCCCUAUCCCAGCACUCCACGCCCCCUAACAGACCCCUAUCCCAGCACUCCACGCCCCCUAACAGACCCCUAUCCCAGCACUCCACGCCCCCUAACAGACCCCUAUCCCAGCACUCCACGCCCCCUAACAGACCCCUAUCCCCUAUCCCAGCACCCUAUCCGCCCCCUAACAGACCCCUAUCCCAGCACUCCACGCCCCCUAACAGACCCCUAUCCCAACCCCUAUCCCAGCACUCCACGCCCCCUAACAGACCCCUAUCCCAGCACUCCACGCCCCCUAACAGACCCCUAUCCCAACACUCCACGCCCCCCAGACCCACUCCCCACUAUCCCCCCCUAACAGACCCCUAUCCCAGCACUCCACGCCCCCUAACAGACCCCUAUCCCAGCACUAACAGACCCCUAUCCCAGCACUCCACGCCCCCUAACAGACCCCUAUCCCAGCACUCCACGCCCCCUAACAGACCCCUAUCCCAGCACUCCACGCCCCCUAACAGACCCCUAUCCCAGCACUCCACGCCCCCUAACAGACCCCUAUCCCAGCACUCCACGCCCCCUAACAGACCCCUAUCCCAGCACUCCACGCCCCCUAACAGACCCCUAUCCCAGCACUCCACGCCCCCUAACAGACCCCUAUCCCAGCACUCCACGCCCCCUAACAGACCCCUAUCCCAGCACUCCACGCCCCCUAACAGACCCCUAUCCCAGCACUCCACGCCCCUAACAGACCCCUAUCCCAGCACUCCACGCCCCCUAACAGACCCCUAUCCCAGCACUCCACGCCCCCUAACAGACCCCUAUCCCAGCACUCCACGCCCCCUAACAGACCCCUAUCCCAGCACUCCACGCCCCCUAACAGACCCCUAUCCCAGCACUCCACGCCCCCUAACAGACCCCUAUCCCAGCACUCCACGCCCCCUAACAGACCCCUAUCCCAGCACUCCACGCCCCCUAACAGACCCCUACAGACCCCUACAGACCCCUAUCCCAGCACUCCACGCCCCCUAA